GAAUCAGCAUUGGAUAGCCGAAUCAACAGAAUAGCCGCGCUUCUCUGGGAGUGGUAAUGUGCCGAACCAAUCUACUGCGUGCUUGUGAUCACUGACAUCGACCAUUGGUCUAUCUUUGCCAACCAAUCAUUGAAAAACCAGUGAGGAAUACCCAAUCAAAUACAAUUAUUGGUUUCCUGCUACACGAUGACAUGGAAUAUUUUAGAUAAAAAACGAGUGAUACAUAAUAUUACUUGAUAUAAACUUAAGGGAACUGAUGAUCUAUUAUGUUACUACAGUAAGAGGGGUUUACUAAAACACCAUAACCGUGUUUUCUUACGUAAAAAAAAUGAAGUAUUGCGCCAAAUUUUCCAAAUACUCGAUGAGUGCUGCUUAACUAUGAAAAGUCAAUAAUAACAGAUUUAAACUUUAAGACGAUUUCACAAGAUGGUAAUAAAAGCCUAGAGGUUUUCCUGGGUUUUGACUAACGUCUAUGACAUUAGGAUUAAUAGCAUACAGAAAACAAAAUGGAGCAUGCUCAAAUCCAGACAUCAGAUGGUACACAAGUGGUGACACUAAAUGGACAGCAAUUACAGGUUUUACAGAUGAGCAACAGCCCACAUGUUGUUCAAGGACCUAAUGGACAACAGAUAAUGGUACACUCUGUACCACCAAGUGGGCCUAUACAGAUUGGAGGUCCUCAAAUCCAGGUGGUGACUGCACCCAACAGUCAGCAAAUACAAGGUCUUCAAGUAGUACCACUGUCCAGUAUUCAAGGUGCAAAUACCAACAUACAGACAAUGCAACUAGUGCAGACUCCAGAUGGUCAGACGUUUCUUUAUCAACCUACUUCCCAACAGAUUGACCAGCACCAAGUCAUACACCAACCUGUGUUAAAUUUCGGUAAUAUAGUGCAAGUAGCAAACGCAGUCCAACCACAGCAGAUAGUCAACCAACCGAAUAUUGUUAUGAUGGUUAAUGGAAACAGUGCCGGAGCGACAUCUAGCGAAGGUGCGACGGCCACCAACGCCAACGCAGGCUCUGAUGAGGAACCGCUUCUCUAUGUCAACGCCAGGCAAUAUAAACGGAUACUCAAACGCAGGGCUGCGAGGGCCAAAUUGCAUGAACAAGGGCGUAUACCUAAGGAACGACCGAAAUACCUUCACGAGUCUCGACACAGACAUGCAAUGAACAGGAUACGAGGAGAAGGCGGAAGGUUCAACGCUGGCAGUAGAAGGAACAUGGAGACGCAAUCAGAUGACCCAGCGAGGCAUGGCAUAGAUGAUGUCAAACCAGAUGUCUCCAUCACCAUCAUACAGAAUGAUGAAAUUGAAGAACAAUCGAACCAAUGGAGAAGGCUUGCACCACACCCUAUGCAGUCGGCAUAGCAACGGAACAAGAAGCGAUGACGGAACACUUAGUGAAAUGAAUUGUGAUUGUGAUAUAGUGAAGUGUCAAAUGUAGAAUUGUGGUACACUAUCGUGUUGAUAACAGGAACAGUUAUUUAUAUUUGGACCAUAAUGGAAAAGUUCAUAGAAAUAUUCAGUAAAUUGACUAACCUUGUGAACGAAUCAUCACAAGUGUAAACUGGAAUUAAUUAUUUGCCUUAAAAAAUGUGUCAAUCUAUAUAAUUUAUAAAUAUAUAUAACGGACACAUUCUGUGCUCAUAUUGAAUUAGGAUACAAAUUUUAAGACAAUAUUCAAGAUUAUUAUUCAAAAUACUGAAUGUUCUGGUGAUACAGUUAUCAAAUAUAAUAUGCCAAAACAGAUAGCGUUGGUGUAGUUUGAAUAAUUCUGUUAUGGCCCUAUUUUUAUACAACAUAAUUUAUCUUUAAAACUUCAAAGAGAAUUGUUGGUCAGAUUUGACAUUGAUUUUGGAAUAUGUCUAAAGAUAUUUUUUUAUUAUUUGGAUUGUGUUAUUGUUAAUGUUGAUUCAAGAUUGAUGAAAUUCUUAUUUACCCUUAAGUUUUAUUGCAAAAUCAUUUGAGUGUUAUAUCAUACAUUGUUAAAAUCAUCAAUAUUAUAUAGUUUUAAGUAGGUUAAGUUCUGGGCUAUCACAAUAUAGGUGUAAAUAUUUUUAUAAAUGUAAUUAAUAUAUUCAUGAAAUAUCAGGGAAGUACAAAAUAUAC
Molecule: messenger RNA, 2108 nt
Organism: Pieris rapae (cabbage white)
Lineage: Eukaryota; Metazoa; Arthropoda; Insecta; Lepidoptera; Pieridae
Gene: Nf-YA
Product: nuclear transcription factor Y subunit alpha
Exons: 11
Coding region: 507-1367 (286 amino acids)
Biological process (GO): regulation of transcription by RNA polymerase II
Cellular component (GO): CCAAT-binding factor complex
Molecular function (GO): RNA polymerase II cis-regulatory region sequence-specific DNA binding; DNA-binding transcription factor activity, RNA polymerase II-specific
Source: RefSeq, a predicted model, not a curated record